AGGUGAAAUGAGACGCGGGUGGUUGGUUUCGCUUCGAGCCCCGCCCAUUUAUCUCAUCCCCUCCUCAUCCACUCCACCACCACACUUCUCACACUUCUCACUCUCCACAAACUCCUCCUUCUCCCUCAUCACACUUUCUCUCUCUAAAACUCAACCCCCACUCCUCUCUCUCUCAUCGCUCUCUGUCUCUGCGCCUGCUUCCAACAAUGGCUCUGCAGUCGGUGACGCCGAUUGCUCAGCUUCUUCACUGCUCCAGCAAUGGCCGCUCCCCCGCCACCCAGCCGCCCCGGAACGGACUCUUCGUCGUCGAUUUCGUCGGCUUGUGCGGUAAAUCGAAGCGGACUCGCAGGAAAUUCGGAGCCGCCUCCGACCAUCGCAUCUUCCCUCAUUUCGUCUCCAGGAACUGCCACUCGGUCAACGCCGUUCUUGACGUCGGACGCAGCAGCGACGCCGCUGCCUCGGAUCAAUCAGCUCCGAUGACUCCUGAUUUAAAACCUAAGGUUGCAGACUUGCAAGAUAUAAUAUCAGAAAGAGGAGCUUGUGGAGUUGGAUUUAUUGCCAAUUUGGAAAACAAAGCAUCCCAUGGCAUUGUUGAAGAUGCUCUAACAGCCCUUGGCUGCAUGGAACAUCGUGGGGGCUGUGGAGCAGAUAAUGACUCUGGUGAUGGUUCGGGAUUGAUGAGUUCAAUCCCCUGGGAUCUAUUUGACAAUUGGGCUAACAAGCAAGGAAUUGCUUCCUUUGACAAGUUGCACACCGGUGUUGGAAUGGUUUUCCUACCACAAGAUGACAACCUUAUGAAAGAAGCCAAAAAUGUUGUUGUGAAUAUUUUUAGACAAGAGGGUCUUGAAGUGCUUGGAUGGAGACCUGUUCUGAAGUACUUCUUAGUUGGAGUUGAUCCAAGCAUACAACAGGUAUUUGUUAAAGUUGUUAAAGAGGAAAAUGUUGAGGACAUUGAAAGGGAACUGUACAUAUGCCGAAAGUUGAUCGAGAGAGCAUCAAGCUCAGAAAGUUGGGGGGAAUGAGUGAGCUUCAUUCUUUCUGGAAUCAAAGUUCUUGGUUUAUUUUAUUCUGACCUCCAAAGUGACCUGUAUAAAUCCCCUUUUGCCAUCUAUCAUCGGAGGUAUAGCACAAAUACCACUCCCAGGUGGCCCCUUGCACAACCAAUGAGGUUACUUGGUCACAAUGGAGAGAUUAAUACCAUACAGGGAAACUUGAACUGGAUGCAAUCUCGUGAAAUCAUUGAAAUCUGUAUGAAAUGCUUGGUUCCUCAGCUGAUUCAGGCUCAAUUGCUCAUCUUCUUUUGUUUCUUAUUAAGAAGUGGCCGCAGUGCUGAGGAGGCUCUAAUGAUUCUUGUCCCAGAGGGAUACAAAAAUCACCCGACUUUGUCGGUAAAAUAUCCUGAGGUGAUUGAUUUUUAUGACUAUUACAAGGGUCAGAUGGAGGCUUGGGAUGGACCUGCUUUACUGUUAUUCAGUGAUGGAAAAACAGUUGGGGCCUGUCUUGACCGGAAUGGUCUUCGCCCGGCUAGGUAUUGGAGGACAUCUGAUAAUGUUGUAUAUGUUGCAUCUGAGGUUGGUGUUGUACCUGUGGAUGAUUCUAAAAUUACAAUGAAAGGUCGUCUAGGUCCUGGAAUGAUGAUAGCUGCUGAUUUAAUAAGUGGUCAGGUUUAUGAGAACACGGAAGUUAAAAAGCGUGUAGCUUUGUCAAAUCCAUAUGGAAAGUGGCUACAGGAAAACAUGCGAUCGUUGAAGGCUGCGAACUUCCUUUCAGCCACAGUUGCAGAAAAUGAUGCAAUACUAAGACGGCAACAGGCAUUUGGCUACUCCAGUGAGGAUGUACAAAUGGUUAUUGAGACUAUGGCUUCACAAGGGAAGGAGCCAACAUUUUGUAUGGGUGACGAUAUUCCAUUGGCAAUAUUAUCUCAGAGGCCACAUAUGCUUUAUGACUAUUUCAAGCAACGGUUUGCACAGGUUACAAAUCCAGCCAUUGAUCCUCUUCGAGAAGGUUUAGUUAUGUCUCUUGAAAUCAACAUUGGAAAGCGACAAAAUAUUUUGGAGGUUGGACCUGAAAAUGCAUCGCAGGUUAUCUUGUCUAGUCCUGUUCUGAAUGAAGGAGAACUUGAUUUGUUGCUAAAGGAUGCCAAGUUGAAACCCCAAGUUUUACCUACAUUUUUUGAUAUCCAUAAAGGGGUUGAUGGUUCCUUGGAAAAGACUCUAUAUAGGCUUUGUGAAGCUGCUGAUGAAGCUGUUCAAAAUGGUUGCCAACUGCUUGUGCUUUCUGAUCGGGCUGAUGAGCUGGAGGCAACUCGACCUGCAAUUCCCAUCCUUCUUGCUGUUGGUGCUGUUCAUCAGCAUCUUAUUCAAAAUGGCUUGAGAAUGUCAGCUUCUAUCAUAGUAGACACUGCUCAGUGUUUUAGCACUCACCAGUUUGCCUGCUUGAUUGGAUAUGGUGCAAGUGCUAUUUGUCCAUACUUGGCAUUAGAGACGUGUCGGCAAUGGCGUCUGAGUGCUAAAACUGUAAAUUUAAUGCGUAAUGGGAAGAUGCCUACUGUAACAAUUGAACAGGCUCAAAAGAAUUUCUGCAAGGCUGUUAAAGCUGGUCUUCUUAAAAUUCUUUCCAAAAUGGGCAUCUCGUUGCUUUCAAGUUAUUGUGGUGCACAGAUAUUUGAGAUCUAUGGAUUGGGGAAGGAGGUUGUUGAUCUUGCAUUUUGUGGAAGUAUAUCUUGUAUUGGUGGAUUAACUUUUGAUGAGCUUGCAAGGGAGACUUUGUCCUUCUGGGUGAAGGCUUUCUCUGAGGAUACAGCUAAAAGACUUGAAAAUUUUGGAUUUAUACAAUUCAGGCCAGGAGGGGAGUAUCAUGGAAACAACCCAGAGAUGUCAAAAUUGCUCCACAAAGCUGUCCGCCAAAAAAAUGAAAGUGCUUUUUCAGUUUAUCAACAGCAUUUAGCUAACCGACCUGUAAAUGUUCUUCGUGAUCUUGUUGAGUUCAAAAGUGAUCGUACUCCAAUUCCUGUUGGAAAAGUUGAACCUGCUGUAUCCAUUGUUCAACGGUUCUGCACUGGUGGGAUGUCACUUGGAGCUAUUUCAAGAGAAACUCACGAGGCUAUUGCCAUUGCAAUGAAUAGAAUAGGUGGAAAGUCCAAUUCUGGAGAAGGUGGUGAGGAUCCUAUUCGUUGGAAACCACUUACAGAUGUCGUUGAUGGAUACUCUCCCACCCUUCCACAUCUUAAGGGUCUUCAAAAUGGAGAUACUGCUACAAGUGCUAUCAAGCAGGUUGCUUCAGGACGUUUUGGUGUCACUCCAACCUUCUUGGUCAAUGCUGAUCAGCUGGAAAUUAAAAUUGCACAAGGUGCGAAGCCCGGUGAAGGUGGCCAAUUGCCUGGUAAAAAAGUCAGUGCAUAUAUUGCGAGGUUGAGAAAUUCUAAACCAGGGGUUCCACUUAUAUCUCCACCUCCACACCAUGACAUUUAUUCCAUAGAGGAUCUUGCCCAAUUGAUCUAUGAUCUUCAUCAGGUGAACCCUAAAGCUAAGGUGUCAGUAAAGCUUGUGGCAGAAGCUGGAAUUGGCACUGUUGCUUCUGGUGUUGCAAAGGGUAAUGCUGAUGUCAUUCAGAUAUCAGGUCAUGAUGGUGGAACUGGUGCCAGUCCUAUAAGUUCCAUCAAGCAUGCUGGUGGUCCCUGGGAACUGGGACUUACAGAAACACACCAGACACUCAUUUCAAAUGGACUUAGAGAACGAGUUAUUUUAAGAGUUGAUGGCGGCUUUAAAAGUGGAGUCGAUGUCUUAAUGGCUGCAGCAAUGGGUGCUGAUGAAUAUGGAUUUGGUUCUGUUGCAAUGAUUGCUACAGGGUGUGUUAUGGCCCGCAUUUGCCAUACAAAUAAUUGUCCAGUUGGUGUAGCCAGUCAGAGAGAAGAACUGCGUGCUCGAUUUCCUGGAGUCCCUGGUGAUCUUGUCAAUUUUUUUCUAUAUGUUGCUGAGGAGGUAAGAGGUAUGUUAGCACAGUUGGGAUAUGAGAAGUUAGACGAUAUAAUUGGGCAGACAAAUUUACUGAGGCCACGAGAUAUAUCUCUAGUGAAAACUCAGCAUCUUGAUCUCAGUUAUCUUCUCUCAAAUGUUGGGUUACCAAAAUGGAGCAGUACCAUAAUCAGGAACCAAGAUGUUCACACUAAUGGACCUGUUCUGGAUGAUGUUUUACUAGCAGAUCAAGAGAUAUCCGAUGCAAUUGAGAAUGAAAAGGUGGUCCACAAGACCAUAAAGAUAUACAAUGUUGACCGUGCAGUUUGUGGACGUAUAGCAGGCGUGGUUGCCAAAAAAUAUGGUGACACUGGUUUUGCUGGGCAGCUAAACAUAACUUUUCAAGGGAGUGCUGGGCAGUCAUUUGGGUGCUUCUUGACUCCUGGGAUGAACAUUCAACUUGUUGGAGAGGCAAAUGAUUAUGUCGGGAAGAGUAUUUCCGGCGGAGAAUUGGUUGUGACUCCAGUUGAGAAUACUGGGUUUUGCCCGGAGGACGCAACAAUUGUAGGGAAUACCUGCUUGUAUGGAGCCACUGGGGGUCAAAUCUUCAUUAGAGGGAAAGCUGGGGAACGAUUUGCUGUCAGAAACUCACUUGCGCAAGCAGUGGUUGAAGGAACUGGAGACCACUGUCUUGAAUAUAUGACUGGCGGUUGUGUGGUGGUACUUGGAAAAGUCGGUAGAAAUGUUGCUGCUGGAAUGACUGGAGGUUUGGCAUACAUCCUUGAUGAGGACGAUACUUUCAUCCCCAAGGUAAAUAGGGAGAUCGUCAAAAUCCAAAGAGUGAAUGCUCCUGUGGGGCAGAUGCAGCUAAAGAGCCUUAUCAAAGCCCAUGUUGAAAAAACUGGAAGCGGCAAGGGCGCAGCUAUCCUGAAGGAGUGGGACAAAUAUUUACCACUCUUUUGGCAGCUGGUUCCACCUAGUGAAGAAGACACCCCAGAGGCAUGUGCAGAUUAUGAGCAAACAGCUGCAGGUGCGGUGACUUUGCAGUCCGCGUAGAGCAAUACUGGCACACUGGUAUGAAGCCAAUAUAAAAAACCGAAAAGUUUCCGACCUACCUUGUAUAGAUUGUUAUACAGGAAACGCUGCGGACGAAGGGCUACAAAUAGAAAAACGUCAUUUCCUGGAGUCUUAAGAACCUGAUGAUGACAUUCUUUCCGCUAGUGCAGUUGUAUAGCUAGUGAUUAUGGGAGAAAUUGUUAAUUCCAGCUUGUUCGUAUAGUUCUAGUCUUGAUAAAGCUGCUUCUGCUGUUGAUAAUAAAGCUGCUUCUGCUGUUGAUAAUAAAGCUACUUCUGCUGUUGAUAUUGCUAUCUAGUUCAGAGUUUGUAGUUAAGAGUUCCGUCGCUCUUGUGAAAGCUUCGAUGACAGUGCAUUACUUCAGUCCCGUUCCUCGCUUUCUAGUAAUCAAUGAAAUGAAUUUACCUUCAGUCC
This is a messenger RNA of Malus domestica (apple), 5442 nucleotides long. The record is from RefSeq and is a predicted model, not a curated record. NCBI's taxonomy places the organism in Eukaryota, Viridiplantae, Streptophyta, Magnoliopsida, Rosales, Rosaceae.